This is a messenger RNA of Neopsephotus bourkii (Bourke's parrot), 2097 nucleotides long. RefSeq names its product ribonuclease T2 (gene RNASET2). Gene Ontology annotation, biological process: RNA catabolic process. Gene Ontology annotation, molecular function: RNA binding; ribonuclease T2 activity. Gene Ontology annotation, cellular component: extracellular region. The coding region runs from base 244 to 1011 and encodes 255 amino acids. Lineage: Eukaryota; Metazoa; Chordata; Aves; Psittaciformes; Psittacidae. The transcript has 10 exons. The record is from RefSeq and is a predicted model, not a curated record.
GCUCCUGCCAAGCUCGCCCUCAAACCCGUGUGGCACAAGUUCUGCUUUGAGUUGUGCUUUAUUAGAGAAGUAGUGAGAAAGGUCUGCUAAAAGCUCGCUGUGUCAGGGGACGUGAGCGUUGCACCUGAGAAAUAUUCAAAGCGCUUUUUGUAGUUACUUAGGCGAGCACUCGAGCUUGGGAUGCAUGGUUAGCUGGGAGUGGGCUGUAGAGGUUAAAGUUGCUGGAGCUAUUUGAUUAACAAAAUGAAGCCUGCAAAGCUGCACUACUGGGUUCUGGGUUGGUUUUCUAUAGCAUUAUGUGGUUGGUGUGCUUCAGAUAAAUUCACUCAAAGUGACAGCCACCCUCAUACCUGGAAGAAGCUGUAUCUUGUUCAUCAUUGGCCAGUGACUGUAUGUAAGAUGAGUGCUAAUGAUUGUGAACACCCUCCAGAAUACUGGACAAUCCAUGGAUUGUGGCCUGACAAAACUGAAGAGUGUAACAGGACGUGGCAUUUCAAUGUCACUGAGAUUAAGGAUCUUUUAUCAGACAUGAGACACUAUUGGCCUGAUGUGCUUCAUUCAUCUCUGAAUCGCACCCAGUUCUGGAAACAUGAGUGGGAGAAACAUGGCACUUGUGCAGCCACACUUGCGGUCCUUAAUUCUCAGAAGAAAUACUUUGGUAAAGCCUUAGAACUCUACCAUCAUAUUGAUCUUAACAGUUGUCUCCUGAAAGCUGGGAUAAAGCCAAGCAGUUCAUAUUAUGAGAUGACUGCCAUAAAAGAAGCUCUUACAAGGUUUUAUGGUGUAACACCAAAGAUCCAAUGUCUUCCUCCAGAAGAGGGUGAAAAAGCACAAACAAUUGGUCAGAUUGAAUUCUGCUUCACCAAAGAGCUGCAGCUGAGAAACUGCACAGUACAGAAUGGUGAAUCCAAACCAAUGCCAGCUGACUUGAAGCUUGGAGCUGAGGAGUUAUCUGUCUGCAGUGAUACUCUCCCAACAUAUUACCCUUCACAAGUUCAAGAUCGUAAAUGAAGCCAUCAGAGUUUGAAAAACUUUUUCAAUAGUAACAAAACCCAAAUCCUUAAAACAUUUUACCUUGGGAAGCAGUCUUGACUUAGCAAUAUUACAAAGCCCUGUCCAUAUCACAGGCAGACUGUGAAGAUUUCUUCUGGAAAACACAAUUCCUUUGCCAUGAAAAGAGAAUGGUCCACAUUGUAAUGUUACGGUUACAGGCUGAAGUGUUGCAUUUUGGCUCUGAUAUUGAUGGAAGUAGAAUCUGAUUUAAAACUUUGCUUGGACUUCUUGGCUUGCUUAUGGCUUGAAUCAAUGUUGAAGAGAAAGCUGUGACCUGUUAGUUUCACUUGCUGUUAAGUCUGCCACUUCAGGCAGUUCUGGUUUUUGCCAGUGAGCUAGAAAAAUGAAGUCAUUCUUUGUUUUGAAAGGAUGUUCGUCUCUCUCACAUGUGAUAACACAUUUUUGAGAAGAAAAUACUGUAAACAAGAAAUGCUGAGAGAGCUGUCUGGGGGUCCUUUUCCAGACAGGAAUUGUGCAAAUUGUGUAAAUUUGCUUUCCAGAAGUGCUGAACACAGGCUGUGUCCCCUGAGGCACAUUAAGCCUUUCCUUAUUCAGAGAUCACAGUGGACCAAAGAUGACAGUUUUUGCAUAAGUUCUUAGUGAAUGAAAUAAUGUUCAUCACGUUUUGGCACUUCUGCCUGAAGGACCCCAGGAAUACUGUAUUAGUAGCCUUGCCUCUUACUUGUUUGAUUUUGCUACAGUAGCUCCAUACAGUCUUGAAGAACAACCAACCUUAGAACUUACUUCCAGUAUAGGACCAAAUGUUAGCCCUACAAUUACAUUGUUGUUUAUUUUUCAUUGUACUUGAACAUUUAACAUUACCACACAAAUAUGAGUGCCUGCACUUUUAUUUACAAAUGAGAUUGUCAGAUUAUCAUUUUGUUCCAAGAAACAGCUUUUUAUAAAUGAAUCAGUAAAUGCCACAAGGUUUCAGUAAAAAGUACAAAAUUCUCUUAACUCUUUCAAAUAGUACUUAAAUGUGCAUCGGUUUGGGGUGGACUACAUAGAAUGCAAACAAGUCAGAAUGAACAUGGAUUUACAUUU